CAGCUAAACACUUUGAUUCUGUUGGGCGCGACAAUCUCUCCAUCUCCCAGCACAUCGAUUCUCCGAUUCUUGAGCGCGGGCUCUCCUCCUACAUCUCUCCCUCGCCCCUUCCGCACCCUCGGUCCCGCCUGCCUUCGCUCCUCCGUGCCCGGGAAAUUUUCAGAGGCCCCAUCGGCAUCCCGUCACAAUGCCUGCGACCACGACUUUUCUGUCCCGCGCGGGAUCCCAAUUGGCCUCCAGAGGCUCAAUUACCCUGCGCGCGAGCUUGACUGCCUCCCGCCGAACACCAGCUCUCGCAGCUCUCGCCAGAUACUAUGCCUCCAAGUCCUUCCCCUCGCACACCGUCAUCAGCAUGCCCGCCCUGUCCCCUACCAUGACGGCCGGAAACAUUGGCACCUGGCAGAAGAAGGUCGGCGACACCAUCGCGCCCGGAGAUGUGUUGGUCGAGAUCGAGACAGACAAGGCCCAGAUGGACUUUGAGUUCCAGGAGGAUGGCCUCAUCGCCAAGAUCCUCAGAGACUCCGGCGAGAAGGACAUCGCAGUUGGCAGUCCCAUCGCAGUCCUCGUUGAGGAGGGUGGUGAUGUCUCCGCUUUCGAAUCCUUCUCGAUUGAGGAUGCUGGCGGCGAGAAGAAGCCCGCUGCCCCGUCCAAGGAGGGCGAGGCCUCCGAGGCCAGCGAGCCCCCCAAGUCGGGAUCCGGCACCGCCCCGCCCGCAAAGGAGGAGGCUGCCCUCCAGGCAAUCGAAUCUGACUCCUCCGGCAAGCGCCUCGAGCUCUCCCUCGACCGCCACCAGAAGAAGAAGGACGAGCCUGUCCAGCCCGCUGCGGGAGCUCCUGCGACCGCCCCAGCGGCUGCCACGUACGAGGACAUCCCCGCGACCAGCAUGCGCAAGGUCAUCGCCGCCCGCCUUACCCAGAGCAUGCAGCAGAACCCCCACUACUUCGUUGCCUCCAGCAUCUCCGUCUCCAAGCUCCUCAAGCUCCGCGAAGCGCUCAACGCUUCGUCCAAGGGCGAGUACAAGCUGUCCGUCAACGACUUCCUCGUCAAGGCCGUCGCCGUCGCCGCACGCAAGGUUCCUGCUGCCAACUCUUCAUGGCGUGAGGAGGCCGGACAGGUUGUCAUCCGUCAGCAUAACGUUGUCGAUGUCUCCGUCGCUGUUGCCACCCCUGUCGGUCUGAUGACCCCCAUCGUCAAGAACGUGAACGGCCUUGGUCUCCAGACCGUGUCCUCGUCGAUCAAGGAUCUCGGCAAGCGCGCGCGUGACGGCAAGCUCAAGCCCGAGGAGUACCAGGGCGGAACCAUCACCAUUUCCAACAUGGGCAUGAACUCCGCCAUCGACCGCUUCACUGCCGUCAUCAACCCCCCUCAGGCCACCAUCGUUGCAAUCGGCACAACACAGAAGGUCGCAGUACCCGGCGAGCUCUCAGAAGACGGCACACCGAGCGUAGAGUGGGACGACCAGAUUGUCAUCACGGGCAGCUUCGACCACAAGGUUGUCGACGGCGCCGUCGGUGGCGAGUUCAUGAAGGAGCUCAAGAAGGCAAUUGAGAACCCGCUAGAGCUCAUGCUAUAAAUGUCGAUGUAAUUUUCUAGGCUGUAGAAGUUAGGGGCAUGGUUGGAUUGCGGUCGACAUGAGGGAUGCGUUGCGGAUGUGUAAGCUUUAUCUGAGCGAGCGGUGCCUUGGCAGAGAUCUUGUACAAUGAAUGGCAGUUCUUUUACCAUCUGAUUGCGGCUUGCGCGUGUUAGGGAUAGAAGCUUAAUCUCAUAUGUUAUGCAUUUCAAUCAACUCUGGUCUUGGAC
Messenger RNA from Paraphaeosphaeria sporulosa, 1800 nucleotides. RefSeq names its product dihydrolipoamide acetyltransferase. Gene Ontology annotation, biological process: pyruvate decarboxylation to acetyl-CoA. Lineage: Eukaryota; Fungi; Ascomycota; Dothideomycetes; Pleosporales; Didymosphaeriaceae. Bases 188 to 1573 code for a protein of 461 amino acids. Gene Ontology annotation, molecular function: dihydrolipoyllysine-residue acetyltransferase activity. The record is from RefSeq and is a predicted model, not a curated record. The transcript has 4 exons. Gene Ontology annotation, cellular component: pyruvate dehydrogenase complex.